This is a messenger RNA of Cygnus atratus (black swan), 957 nucleotides long. Its product is annotated as olfactory receptor 51H1-like. Bases 1 to 957 code for a protein of 318 amino acids. Lineage: Eukaryota; Metazoa; Chordata; Aves; Anseriformes; Anatidae. The transcript has a single exon. Gene Ontology annotation, cellular component: membrane. Gene Ontology annotation, biological process: G protein-coupled receptor signaling pathway. Gene Ontology annotation, molecular function: olfactory receptor activity; G protein-coupled receptor activity. The record is from RefSeq and is a predicted model, not a curated record.
AUGUCGGCUUCCAAUAGGACUGGGUCCAGUCCCCUGACCUUCAUCCUCACUGGGAUUCCUGGUCUGCCGAUGAGCAGCUACUGGAUGGCAUUGCCUCUCUGCUGUCUGUAUCUCCUCAUGGUCCUGGGGAACUGCACCUUGCUCUGCAUGAUAAAGAUCGACCACAGCCUCCAUACACCCAUGUACUAUUUCCUCUCCAUGCUGGCCAUGGCAGACCUGGGCUUAUCUCUCACCACCCUGCCCACCAUGUUGGCUGUUUUCUGGUUUAAGUCCACCUCCUUCCAUUUUGAGGCAUGCAUUGUCCAGAUGUACUUCAUCCACUCCUUCUCUGAAAUCGAGUCUGGGGUCCUGGUGGCCAUGGCCUUCGACCGCUUCAUUGCUAUUUGCUACCCUUUGCGCUAUGCUUCUGUCCUGACAAGCACCCUGAUAAUGAAGGCAGGAGCAGCGAUCUUCAUGCGGGGCAUCUGUGUGGUGCUCCCUGUUGCUGUCCUCAUAAAGAAGAUGCCGUUUUGUAGGUCCCGUGUCCUGUCUCACUCCUUCUGCCUGCACCAGGACCUGCUGAGGCUGGUUUGCGGGGAUGUCAGGGUCAACAGCUUGUAUGGGCUGACCAUGGUGAUACUCACCAAGGGCCUGGACUCCCUGACUAUCCUCCUGUCUUACAUGAUGAUCACCAGGGCUAUCUUGAGCAUCAUCUCCCAGGAAGCACGAGCCAAAGCCUUUAGCACGUGCAUCUCCCACCUCUGCGCCAUCCUGAUCUUCUACAUCCCACUCAUUGGCCUGUCCAUCACGCACAGGUUUGGGAAGCACCUGCCCCCCCUCACUCACACACUCAUGGCCGAUGCCUAUCUCCUGGUGCCGCCGGUCCUGAACCCGCUCGUGUACAGCUGGAAAACCAAGCAGAUCCGCAGGAGGAUCCUCAUCCUCCUCUGUCAGAGAAGGAGCCAGCAGCAUGUCUAG